CAUUUCAGCAAGUGUUUUGCUGGAAGCAACUGGCCUAGGUCUUGUUGACCAAGCCUUAUCGUAUGAUGUUUAUAUUGCACUUUGGGGCACCAAGGUUCAUGUUUUGGCCACAGUUGUGGCUACUGGUCCUGGUAGCCCCACAUCCCGAGUGGGCUCAAUUCCCAGCCCAGAUGGAAGUUGAGCAAUUUGAGCAUAGCUAUUUCUUUUUUCAUUACAGGUCCCUUCACUCAUCUCAACCACUCUACACCUUUACUACUCGAGCAGAGUCAGGGGAAAUGGAUUACCCAGGAACCUCUGCACCUGAGAAGAUUUUACUUACACCUGAGGAGUCGACUGAAGAGUCACUGCCGGAUCCAGAUAAGUUUGCUGUUCCACAUCAGGGUCUGCAUGACAAGCUGGUUGGGCCACAGAGGCUCCCAGAGGUGGAUUCAAUGGUAGAUGGGCAUGAGAAUGAACACUUAGUUCAUGCCUUCUCAAAUCAGAAGAAAGGAGGAGACUUCUGCUUCAGAGCAGGCUUCUGCUUCAGACCACCAGUCACAUGUACUGCGUCUACUACUAGGGAACAAGAGUUCAACACCAUCAAAGUUUGUUUCACUCCUGAAACUGAAGGAUAUAGCUCAGCACUGGCAACUUGCUAAGGAGGUUUUUGGAGCUGCUCAUCAAUCAGAAUAUCCUCAGCAUCAGAAACAAACCUUGCAGGAUGAUACUGUGGAUCUGAGUACGGAUAAAGCUGAUCACAAAAGCCUACACCUGGGAUAUCUGCUGAAGCCAGAUCAACCUACACAGCCCUGUGAGCACAAGGAAUCAUCACAAUACCAGCUGGAGGCCCAGACUAAAAAUCCAGAGGCUCCACAAAUCCAGUCCUCUCUACCUGAGGGAGAAGACCCUUAUCGAGACUCACAGCCUGCUGAACAGGUUGUACCUUCUUUAAUCCUACACCAAGAGAAGCUAUUUAGUGAGGAGGGUUUACAUCGGCUGUCAGAGAAUCAGGAGAUCAAUAUUUCAUCUCUAAGGGGCAGUGCAACUCAUCUCUCACAUUUGACAAAUUCCAUCCUGAGACCUGGGGAGAUACCCAAGGAACCAUCUCCAAUACUGCACUCAGCCUCUGAAAAGACACAAGGGCCAACAGUGAAUGAGCUUCCAGUUCCAAUGCUUGGUCAGUAUUCAACUCAGCAUCCCACAUUAUCACCUGUCACAACCCCACCACUAGACAUGUGGCUUAGCACAAGUGAUAAACUCACUACAGAGCCUGCACAUUCUGUGGGCCUGCAGGAGGUUACACCUUCUCCUCUGAAGCAUCCUGAGGUAACACUCACACACCAUAGGAAGGUGGAGGCUCAACAACCCAAGUUGACUCCUGUCAACAUUCAGGCUUGGAAUGUAGAACAUACUAGAACUUAUCCACCUACUUCAGGGUUUCUCCUUUCACCAACAUUGUCAGAAACCCCAUUCCAGCCUCCAGCACCAUUGCUGGAGGCUUUAGGUCAACGUAGAGAAUCAUCUUACAGAAUAACUCCUACACUGCUGGCUCUAGGUCCAGCUCAGCCUCCAACAUUGCCCACUGUCAUGGUACAAAAACUGGAUACAGGCCCUACCCUAUAUCCUGAACUUACUGCAGAGGCUGAACAUCCCACAGCCGUGCAGGAGGUCACAGUUCCUCCUCACAAGAACCCUGAUGUGGCCCUUGCACAUCCAGACCAGAUGCACACGCAGCAUCCAAGUCUCACUCCCGUGAUAUUUAAACUUUCGGAUGUGGAACGUUCCCUGCCUCCACCACCUGUUGCAGGAAGUCAAUUUUCUUCAACAAGGCCUGAGAGCCCCUCUCAGCCUCCAGAGCCAUUUAUGAAGGCUGGAGAUCAACACAUGGUACCAGCUCAAAUGACAAAUCCAACAGCACCAGGGCAGGAUACAGCUCAGAGUCCAACAUUGCACAGUGCAGUGGUACAACCAAUGGAUAUGGCUCUUAUCCUGAAUGCAAAAGCCUUUAAAAAUGCUGAACAUUCUGUGGGCCCGCAGGAGGUUACAGCUUCUCUUCUGAAGCAUCCCGAGGUGACACUUGCACACCCUAGGAAUGUGGAGGCUCCACAACCCAACCUGACUCCUGUCAACAUUCAGGCUUGGAGGGUAGAACAUAGUAGACCUUCUCCACCUACUUCCAAGGUUCUCCAUUCACCACCUUUGCCAGAGAACCCAUCUCAGCCUCCAACACCAUUUAUGGAGGCUUUAGGUCCAGACAGAGUAACACCUCACAGAACAACUGCAGCACCACUGGGUCAGGGUCCAGUUCAGCCUCCAACCUUGCCCAGUGGCAUAGUCCAAACAAUGGCUUUUACCAUGAGAGAAAAAGCCAUUAAAGAGGCUGGACAUUUUGUGGCCCCAGAGGAGGGUACAGUUGCUUCUCUGAAGGAUCGUGAUGUAAGAUUCCCACCUUCAAGGCAGGUAGAGUCUCAGGGACCAACUGUGUUUCCUGCAAUCAUUCAGCCUGUGAAACUGGAGCAUCCAAUACCUCCAUCUACUUCAGGGAUGCAACUCACACCCAAUUUGCCAGAGAACCCCUCUCAGCCUGCAGAGCCAUCAUUAAAGGGUGUAGAUCAGAACACAAUACCACUUGAAAUGAUAACUCCCAAACCACCGGGUCAGAUUCCAGCUCAGCCUCACAUGUUGACCAGUGUCAUGGGGCAACCACUGGACAUGGGGCAACCACUGGACAUAACUACAUCCUGAAGUUACAAUGGAGGUGGAACAUUCCACGACCCUGCUAGAGGUUACAGCUCCUCAGAAGAAACCAGAGAUGACCCUUGCACAGCCAGACCAGGUGCAAGCUCAGCAACCAAACCUGACAAGCAGCAUGGUUCAGUUGUUGCAUGUGGAACAUUCCAUAACUCAACCACCUGCUACUGAAACUAAACUUCCUUCAGUGAUGCAGGUGAACCCCUCUCAGCCUCCAGAACCGUCUAUGAAGGCUGUCAAUCAACACAUGGUACCACUUCAAACAAGAAAUCCAACACCACUGGGUCAGGAUACAGCUAAGAGCCCAACAUUCCCCACUGAUGUGGUACACACAAUGUAUAUGGAUCUUAUCAUGACUGCAAAAGGCAUUGCAGAGGCUGAACAUUCUGUGACUCUGCCGGAGAUUGAAGCUUCUCCUCAGCAGCAUCCUGAGGUGACCCUUGCACAUCCAGACCAAGUGCAGGCUCAGCAACCAAACCUGACACCCAUCACGGUUCAACCUUUGGAUGUGGAACAGAACACUAACCAUUAUUCUGCACAAAUGGUGCAGGAUGCCACCAGCACUAGCAACAUAUGUGAGCUCUGCACCUGUGACAAUGACACCCUGUCAUGUACGGGUCUCAGCCCGAAGCAAAGGCUGCGCCAAGUACCUGUCGUAGAGGUCAACUCCUUCACAGUCUUGGAUUUCCAAGGAAACUCUAUUUAUAGUAUACAAAAAGGGGCAUGGAAAACCUACCAUUGGGCUGAGAAACU
Molecule: messenger RNA, 3483 nt
Organism: Cavia porcellus (domestic guinea pig)
Lineage: Eukaryota; Metazoa; Chordata; Mammalia; Rodentia; Caviidae
Product: leucine-rich repeat-containing protein 37A3-like
Exons: 2
Coding region: 466-2724 (752 amino acids)
Source: RefSeq, a predicted model, not a curated record